GAAGAUUGCGACUUUGCGACUGGAAACCUCAGUUCACGUCGGUUGAUCCGCGCUCCUCGACCGUCCGGGUAUUAUUUUAAUUCAAUAUUAAUCACUGUUAAGUGACCACAUAAAUAAUAAAGGUGUAUUUCCUUAGAUACGUAUCGCGAAUCAUAUACACACGUCAGAGGAAGUGUUUUUUGUUCCCUCGAAAUUAUUGCGUAAAAAUACUUUAAAGUGUCAAUAACAAUAAUUCUCGAUUAAUAAAUAUUGCUUUCGGCUCCGCGUCGCAAUAAUAAUAAUAAUAAUAAUAUGGUUUAUUGGCUACCGAAGAAACGUUUCGUGAGAAGAGUCUAGAAGAAAAAAUUGCGAACGCAAUCGAUAUAUAACGAUACUACUUGUUACACGUUGGUUUGGUCUCUAGGGAACUAAGUUUCUGGAAUUAACUUUGAAAGAAAGAGGACUUGUGACGAAAAGAUAGUACUGUAAGCCAAUACAGUAACUACUAACAAUCACGAUGUCGGGUUUUCUGCUAUUAGCAGCAAUAGUGCCAUUCGCCAUCCUUGAGAUUUGGUAUACGGGAAUAUGUUUAAUUUGGACUAUGAAGGCAUCCGCACUGAUAUAUCUUAUUAUAUUUGGGCUAUGUCCUAUAAUUUUUCAUUAUUCCUACAACAUUCAAAAAAAGAUACUCUUCUUGAACUUUGUGCAAUGGCCACUUAAAGUAGAGUUUUCUGAUCCAAGCUCAGUUGGAUUGGAAGGAGCUAGGAACUUUUAUUUACACACCGAUCAACAAGUAAAAAUAGGUGUAUGGCAGAUAUUACCACGGUCUUUAUUAAAUAAUUCCAUUCCUGCAACAGAUGAGGCUUAUGAAGCAGUUUUAAGUAAUGCCACACAACCUGUAUUCCUAUAUUUGCAUGGAAACAGCGGUAAUAGAGCAAGCAUGCACAGGCUCGAGCUUUAUAAGCUUUUCCAAGAUUUGGAUUAUCAUGUCUUAUGUUUUGAUUAUAGAAGCUACGGGGAUAGUGACAUAGUUGAACUUUCUGAAGAAGGUGUAGUUAUGGAUAGCAAAUACGUUUUCGAGUGGGUCAUGAAAAAAGUUAACGGUUCAGCUCCGGUUUUUGUUUGGGGUCACUCUUUAGGAACUGGAGUCUCUACGCAUGUAUUAGCCCUACUGGCAGCUGAAAACUUACAACCGGCUGCUUUGUUUCUGGAAGCACCAUUCAACAACAUACAGGAUGAAUUAACCGAACAUCCAUUUUCACAGUUAUUCAAACAUUUACCGUGGUUCCAUUGGAUGAUUGUGGAGCCAUUUUAUAAGAACAACCUACGAUUUGAAUCCGACAAACAUAUUACCAAGAUCGAGUGUCCUAUUAUGAUUCUACAUGCCGAAGAUGAUGGCGUAAUUCCAGUAUUUUUGGCAGAAAAGCUAUACAAAGCGGCAAUGGAUAGUCAUGGAAAUGACACGAAUCGUGUCCAAAUGGUAAAGAUAGAUUCAUCUUUUGGACUUGGACACAAAUAUAUCUGUAGAUACAAGGAGUUACCCAGUAUAAUUAAGACAUUUGUCGCUAAAGCAAACAAAAAUCAGACUGAAUAAUUAAUCUAGACUAUAGAAAACUGGAAUUGAAAAUUGUCUCAAUGUCAUAAUUUAGAUAUUUUUAUUUAAUUUAUCUAUGAAUAAUUAUAUGUUUUCGCGAUCAAAUUUGUUCUAGAAUUAUUAUUAGAACUAAUCUGAAGAGAACAAGCUUGAAAAAACUAGAACAAUCUAUAAUUUUUGCAAAUGCUUUACAUAGUUUGAAAUCCUUUCUGUGAGUUUUUAAAAUACACUUUUUAAAAACUUUAUAUUUAAUAUUUUAGUAUUAAUGAUCAACAAAAAGAUUUGCAACAUCAAAAAAUGAUAUUUAAUUGUGCACAUUCAUUUAGUUUACUAUAUUCACAUUAUAUAAAUUUAUAUAAAUUUAAUUAAAUAAGAAAUUUUAUUUAUAAAAUAUAUUAAGUUAUUAAAAAAAAAUAUGUAUGUAAUUACAUGUGAUAUAUGUAAUGUAAGACAUUUAUCUUUGGAGAAUUAGUAUACUGUACAAUGACAUUUUUAUAUGUCGUAAACAAAUAUAUUCAACAAUACAGGAUUGUCGUCUGUUAAAUAAAUGGAAUAUAUGUUGAUAGCAAAUACUGUGAUAUUGACAAUGAAAGAUAUAAUUUAAUAGAGAUUAAUUUCACGUGAUUAACUCGUGAAACAAUUUAUAUAGAAAACAUUCUCGAAAUCAUGAUAUUGAGAUUAAUUUCACGUGAUUAACUCGUGAAACAAUUUAUAUAGAAAACAUUCUCGAAAUCAUGGUAUUACUAUGCUCUCUUGUAUUGUACAAUUCUUUUAUUUGUAGCAGUGCAUAUAAUUUUAAAUCACAUAAUAAGCACAUACUGUUCUGAUGUUUAUUAUCAUAUUGACAUUAUUAAAUGUUGACAAUGAGUGAGAA
Nylanderia fulva is the source of this 2447-nucleotide messenger RNA. RefSeq names its product lysophosphatidylserine lipase ABHD12. Gene Ontology annotation, biological process: monoacylglycerol catabolic process; phosphatidylserine catabolic process. Lineage: Eukaryota; Metazoa; Arthropoda; Insecta; Hymenoptera; Formicidae. Gene Ontology annotation, cellular component: endoplasmic reticulum membrane. The record is from RefSeq and is a predicted model, not a curated record. Gene Ontology annotation, molecular function: monoacylglycerol lipase activity; phosphatidylcholine lysophospholipase A1 activity.